AUGUCUACAUCGGUCAAUUGGACACGCAAAGCUGCUACUGACGAAAUCACCAUUUAUCUUGGUAUACCCAUUCUUGUUAUUGGAGUUCUUGGUAGAAUUCUCAAUAUUAUUAUUUUUAUGAGUCUUAAAACAUUUCGACAAAAUUCAUGUGCUUUCUUUUUAACCAUCAUGUCAUUUGUUAAUAUUGGUCAAUUACUAUUAAGUUUAUUUAGUCGUAUUGUGAUUAUUGGAUUCAAUGUUGAUUGGACAGACUCUUCAUUGACUUUUUGUAAGUUUAGAUAUUAUUGUCUUCAAGUAUGUGCAUUAACAUCCUAUACAUGUAUGUGUUUGGCAACUAUUGAUCAAUUCUUGGCUACUUCACUUCAUGUUUACUGGCAACAAUUUAUUAAUAUUAAAAAAGCCUAUGGUCUAUGUGUGUUCUUCUUUAUUAUUUGGCUUCUUCACGGCAUUCCAUCAUUGAUUUGGUACAAUUUGGGUUUAUCAUCCAUUAAAGGAAAACUAACUUGUACAAUAACAAAUCCUGUUUUUAAUGUGUACAUUGCAUAUGGAUAUUUACUCAUAUUAACUGGGGUAUUACCAAUCUGUAUAACAGUAUUAUUUGGAUUUUUGGCAUAUUGGAAUGUGAGACAAAUACCCUAUCGAACAGUUCCAUUGGUUCGACGUGAAUUAGAUAAACAAUUAACAUCAAUGGUUCUUGUACAAAUUGUCUUUAAUUGUUUUAUUAUUUUACCAUACAUCAUAUGUCUGUUUCUGGUUGAUAUUCUGGAUCCUAAUAGUGAAUCAAUUAAUAUUUCUGAUUUAAAUUUUGCUCAAGAUAUUAGCAUUAUACUGUAUUACUUAUAUUUUGCAAGUUCAUUUUAUAUUUAUAUUUGUGUAUCAAAACGAUUUCGUCAACAAUUAAUGUAUGUUCUUAUUGAUAUUUAUCAUUAG
This is a messenger RNA of Rotaria sordida, 930 nucleotides long. Lineage: Eukaryota; Metazoa; Rotifera; Eurotatoria; Philodinida; Philodinidae. The record is from the annotation of a GenBank genome assembly.